AUGGCUGGUAUGCUUCCCGGAGUUGAGUGCGCGAGGAGGCGGCGCUUCUACGGCGGUGCUCCACCUGUUGAAUUAUCCAACAUGGCUUCUGGGAAGGCGGCGACGGGACAAGUCUGGACUCGGCGACCAUCGUUCUCUCUCUACACUACCAAUCACGAGAGCCACCAAGCUCAUGUUUCCUUCUCGGAAAGAAAUGUUCGGAACACAUCUUACGGUGAUGAUAACAAUGAGAAGCUCGUAGGAGCAGCUCAAGAGGCGAAGGAGAGGUUAGACGAGCGGCUGAGAAACACGCGAAGAAGGCAAAAUAGUAAAGACAAAGUGAGUAAACUGGAGCAAGGGAGAGGUAAAAAUCAUGGUGAGUUACCGACGGAGGUGGUCAGGUUAAAGAAGAGGCGAGGAAGGCUGGUCGAGUGGUUCAGGUGGCGAGUAAGGGAACAACAAGACUGUGCUAUCUGUCUUGACCGGUUUAAGACGGAGGUCACGGAGGACACAUGUAAAAACUACCAAGACAUGACGUGA
Messenger RNA from Microthlaspi erraticum, 519 nucleotides. The record is from the annotation of a GenBank genome assembly. Lineage: Eukaryota; Viridiplantae; Streptophyta; Magnoliopsida; Brassicales; Brassicaceae.